GCAAGUAUUUAAAAAAAUAUCAAAAAAUUACAAAAAAAAUGUAUCGCCUGAGAACUUUAUUUAACUUUUUACAAAUUGAUGUCAGACGGAAGUCGAAAAUUGCGAAUUUGUCGCAAAAAAUCGAUAGCAAUAAUGUAUAUCGAAAGUACAGCACGUGUCCGGCUGGCAUGAAGGUCACUAUUUGUGGAGCAGCCGGGAACACAGGUCAGCCAUUAGCAUUGCUAUUAAAACAAAGUCCGUUACUCGAUGAAAUAGCUCUAUAUGACAUUUGCCCCACUUGCGGGUACGGCAUGGAGUUAAGUCAUGUUGACACCAAAUGCAAGAUCUCAUCGUUUUCUGGACGCCAUAUGCUUUGCGAUGCGCUAAAGGACGCCAAAGUAGUAGUCAUUGUGGCUCGUGAUGAAGAAGACAGUUUUGAAAAAAGCGCGCCAAUAAUCACCGAAAUCGCUCUGCAGAUUUGCAACACAUGUCCUGACACCUUUACCAUAGUCGGUACGGAGCCUGUGGAAAGUAUGGUGCCUUUAGUCAGCGAAAUACAAAGACUUCGAAACGUGUACAACCCUCGCAAGCUGCUCGGUUGUGUUGAGCUCCAUUGCGUGCGCGCUAACACCGUGCUAGCGGACUUCCUGCGCGUGCCGCCAGAGAGCGUGCGCGUGCCCGUCAUUGGUGGCGCCACGCCUAACACCAUGGUGCCGGUGCUCUCCAGUGCAGUACAUCCCGGAACAUUGACGCAGGAACAUGUGGAGUGCGUGACAUCUUGUAUAAUGGGUGGCACGGAGGCGGUAUGCGCUGCUAAGGGCUGUAGGCACGCAACGGCGAGCCUAGCGGGCGCAUACGCCCUCGCUCGCAACACGCUCAACGUGGUGAAAGGCUUGCAGGGCGGCAAGGUGGAGCAGUGUGCAUACGUCGACUGUCUGGGCACUUGCGCUCCUAACUGUCAGUUUUUCGCCAGUGAAGUUAUUCUUGGUUCGACGGGAAUAGAGAAAAACUUGGGAAUUCCAGAGUUGACUAAAUUCGAAAAUUGUCUUCUUUGCAAAUGUCUUCCUUACGUGCAAAAUGAAAUAGCUAGAGCUAUUUGGCUGGUAUACACGAUGUGCCAGCAAUGCACGUGCUACUGUUCACCUUCACCCAGCGAGUGUUAUGUACCGCCGUGCCUGCCCUGCGCUCCGCCUACCAACUGGACAUGCGAGUGCCCCGACUCCUGCCGCGACGAAUACCUCGCCUCGAUUUGUCGCGAGAUGACGUGUCGUUGCGGCACCACGGAGUUGUGUUGGAAGCCGCGCGAGUUCGACUUCUACACGGACCGCGCGACUAAGGGCCGGCAGCGGAUGAUGGAACACAGCGCCGCUUGCAACGAUUGCCGAAUGCCGAAGAGCGUGCGCAUCGAACAGGAGAUACGAAACCGAGCCAAGACACCAAGAUGCAACUGAAUUAGAACAAAAAUGUUUAAAAAAAGGCUGUUUUAAACCGUGGUUUCUAAGGAUGCUGGGGCGGGGAAUCUGUGUUUUAAGAUCCGGCCCUGAGGUCAUCAGUUAGGGGUCAUAUCCGAGCGGAUUUUCUUUAACCAGGAAAACAUAACAAAUUUUUUGGAGCCGUAGACAGACUACAAAUACGGCAUAAUAUAGUAAAUACGAUGCACACUAAAAUAUGAGUACACAAAAGUUUUAUAAAGCUCUUGACAUUUGACACUUUUAAAUUACUUUUGCAUAUUUUUGAAUUGUUUGAUAUUU
Papilio xuthus (Asian swallowtail) is the source of this 1730-nucleotide messenger RNA. RefSeq names its product malate dehydrogenase, mitochondrial. Gene Ontology annotation, molecular function: L-malate dehydrogenase (NAD+) activity. Lineage: Eukaryota; Metazoa; Arthropoda; Insecta; Lepidoptera; Papilionidae. Gene Ontology annotation, biological process: tricarboxylic acid cycle. Bases 39 to 1430 code for a protein of 463 amino acids. The record is from RefSeq and is a predicted model, not a curated record. Gene Ontology annotation, cellular component: mitochondrion; cytoplasm. The transcript is spliced from 8 exons.